CUCCGGUUGGAGAGGCAUGAGCAUGAGGAGCGCGUGGUUAGUGUUAAUAUGGAGUCUAGUACGACGGGGGCUGCGGAGGUCAAGAAGAAGGAGGCUGAGGCGGAGAAGAAAAAGAAGAAGAAGGCGGAGGAUGAUGAUGAUGCUUUGUUUGUCGCGCAGGAUGAUGACGGUGGGGAGGAUGUUGAGGAGGAGGAUCAGAUCGUCAAGGAGGAGCCUACGGAUGAGGAGGAUCAGGUCAUGACUGACGUACCGCGUGCGGAUGAGGGCGCUACGAACGUCGAUGACGGCUUGCUCCCCGUGCAGAAGGUCAAGGUGCGCCGGAAGUUGAGCCCGUCUAAGUCGGUCUCGGAGUCCGCCGUCCCUAGCCCUGAGCCGGAGGUGGUCAUCGAUCCCAAGAGUUUGCUACGCACCAAGGAGGAUAUCGAGGAAUACGAGAGGCAUGAGCAGGAUCUGGAGAUCGUGAAGACCCUCUUCCAGAAGGAGCCCCGGCCUGAAGCUCCGGAGGCGUUGGCGGGUGCCGCGGAGGGUGCCGCGGAAGGAGAGGACAAAGAAGGCGACGAGGAGCAGCCCAAGGAAGCGGAGGAGGAGGAGGACAAGCUGGCUGGACAGCUGUUCCUCAUGCAAUUCCCUCCCUUGACUCCCAACCUGGUGCUGCCUGGUACUGAGACUACGGACUCUCACCCCACCACCACUACCGAGACCCCAGCCACCGAACAGCCGGUCAAGCGCGAAGACGAGAUGGAGAUCGUUGACGGCGACGAGGAUACGACGGCCGCGCAGGGCUCUGCCAAGGUCGUCACUGCUGCGGAUCCCGGCCUAUUGGCUGGCCGAGUCGGCAAGUUGAACGUCCACGCAUCGGGUCGGGUGACGAUGGACUGGGGUGGUAUCAGCUUCGAAUUGGAUCGCGCGACGGCGGUGGACUUUUCCCAGGAAGCCCUGAUCGUCUCCACGCCGCCGAACGCGGGCGACGAGGAGUUCCCGGAUGAUGAGAAGAAGGUCUGGGCGAUGGGCCAGCUCAGCGGCAAGUUCACGGUGACGCCGGACUGGGAGAAGAUGCUAUGAGUUUUGAGGCUGGG
Messenger RNA from Aspergillus aculeatinus CBS 121060, 1076 nucleotides. Its product is annotated as putative DNA-directed RNA polymerase III RPC4. Gene Ontology annotation, molecular function: DNA binding. Gene Ontology annotation, biological process: transcription by RNA polymerase III. The transcript has a single exon. Bases 49 to 1062 code for a protein of 337 amino acids. The record is from RefSeq and is a predicted model, not a curated record. Lineage: Eukaryota; Fungi; Ascomycota; Eurotiomycetes; Eurotiales; Aspergillaceae. Gene Ontology annotation, cellular component: RNA polymerase III complex.